AUGACAUUCCGCGAGUGGCCGAAGCACUACGACGGUUAUGGACCUUUUGGUGAAGAGAAGCGCGAUUACAGUGAUCGCUCCGACUUCCACGGUCUGAGUUUGUCAGGACGUUCCAUUCUUCCCACCGCUCGCGGCUUCAUGGCAAUGCAGGAUCGAGUGAGACACCACCCUUCCGUUCCAACGUUUUGUAAGGUCGCCGUGCAAACUCUUAAUGCAAAGAAGCGUGGAGACCUUUUGUCCCAUUCGGACGCAGCAUGCGCACGCGCUGCUGAAGAAUAUGAUCUAUCACAAACCCACGAACUAUCUCAAUGCGCCUGUAGGUCGGUAUGUUCCACCAACGGCAGACGAAAUGCGGCCGAUGCACAUGUUUUUAGAUUUACCGCCGGUGUCACCCUUGACAUUACUUACGGCAUUACAGUCGAGUCGGACCAAGAUGCCUCCAUUGAGCUCUCGCAUAGAAUCCCGAAGGUGCUUGCUCAAUACGCUGACGGCCUUCCCGCUCCUUGACUUGUCACUGGACAGAUAAUAAUUACCUUACGAUG
Phanerochaete carnosa HHB-10118-sp is the source of this 542-nucleotide messenger RNA. RefSeq lists its product as uncharacterized. The coding region runs from base 1 to 507 and encodes 168 amino acids. NCBI's taxonomy places the organism in Eukaryota, Fungi, Basidiomycota, Agaricomycetes, Polyporales, Phanerochaetaceae. The record is from RefSeq and is a predicted model, not a curated record. The transcript has 3 exons.